UACACAGGACCAGUAACAACAGUGUACGAACUUUGAAGAGAGUUUUGAAUGUUCAAGUAAACUAUACAAAUCAUCCAGCAUGGGCGCCGGUAUAACGUCAGGUGAGUGCAGUGAGCAAGAUACUGUCAAUAUCAGUCAGGAGGCGGUUUCUGGAAUGCUUUACACUCCUGUGGACAUCUACAUGAUUACUGUGGUUAUGCCUGUUAUUUGGUCUCUGUGUCUAGUCAUUAAUCUGACUUUUCUCUUUGUCGUGUUCCGCGUUCCUAAACUGAUGAGAUCCGAUACUAACAUGUACCUAGCGCACAUAGCAGUUGCUGAUCUUCUCUACGUGAGUUUGGCGUUUGGGUUCCGCAUCUGGCGCUACUUGGCCUCCCCCGUGGCCUUUCACACCCCAUUCGUGCACGCAGCGGGUUGCAUCUGCUUCUCCGGUGGCAUCAAUGCUACGUACUACGCAUCUAUCAUACUAAUUACUAUGGUAACCUUUGAGAGAUACCUGGCCCUGUGCCACCCCAUGAAACACCUCCGCAUCCGCGGACGGGGACGCACCAAUAAGAUGAUUGCCAUCUGUUGGGUGGUGGGCUGGCUGUUUUCCAUUGCAAUCAUCCCGGGUGCUUUCGUUCUCAACGUUCGAUGUCUCCGAUGGCCCGAUGACGACAUGUACCAAGACUUCCCAACCAGCUAUGCCUACUGUGGUCCGGUGGUACCGUGGGUUGCAGACUAUGCUCGACCCAUAUUGAAUAUUCCCUGGUUCAUGGCACUGGUGGCAAACAACUACAUGUACGUACGCAUCAUGCAGAUGCUCAACAAACGCACUACCAACAGAAGUAUCAUCGGCAACGACCCGAACGCCAUACAAAUCCGAAACCAAGUGGCCAAGAUGCUGAUUGUCAACGGCGUGGUGUUCUUCUUGUGUCAGACGCCGUAUCGUAUCUUCAGUUACUCCAGAUGGAUUACUUCACUGGCUAGCAUUCCUGAUCCCCUGGUUACAUUUUAUAAUGCCAACUGGAUCGGUGGAGUCCCUCAGUACGUCAAUACGUUGGUUAAUCCGAUGAUCUAUGGCGCUAUCAAUAAGCAAUACCGCACGGCAUUUAGAGAGGCUUUUCGGUGCAAAAGUCGAUCCACUCAACGUGCAAGUGCCGGGUCAACGAUGUCAACUCUUGCGACAAGAUCAUCGUUUGGCAUUGAUGAACAGGCCACAGUAAGUCAGUAAAUAAUGAACUGCUUACUGCUUCAGUGUUUGAAUCCUUUUCAAUUCUCAUAAUGCCUAUUCAUACUUGAAAAUGAAGUAUAUAUACCAAAGAUUCAAGUUCAAUCGUGAUGAAGACUUUUCUGUAACUAUUUGAUGAAAUUUACUUCGA
Patiria miniata (bat star) is the source of this 1358-nucleotide messenger RNA. Its product is annotated as neuromedin-U receptor 2-like. The record is from RefSeq and is a predicted model, not a curated record. Gene Ontology annotation, cellular component: plasma membrane. Gene Ontology annotation, biological process: G protein-coupled receptor signaling pathway. The coding region runs from base 80 to 1210 and encodes 376 amino acids. The transcript has a single exon. Gene Ontology annotation, molecular function: G protein-coupled receptor activity. Lineage: Eukaryota; Metazoa; Echinodermata; Asteroidea; Valvatida; Asterinidae.